AAACUGUGAAACAUGGUGCUAAGGAUGCCGAGCGACAGUGAAAACCGGUGAAACACGGGCUUUGUUCCAGCGUGGUCAUGUCAUCCUGUCCAAUCAGCAUCAGCAUUCAUGGAGAGGAACCAAUAACUGAGGAUGGGAGUUCCCAAGGUGCCACGCCCUAUCAGCACCCAGGGCCGGGAGCAAUGGGUAGCAGAGAACUGGGGUCUUUCUCCACUCUGGACCUCAUCAGCAGCUGUGAGGGGUGCAAGACUGAGACCCAGUCCCCGAAAACCUGUGGGGUGCAGAGUAUGCCCAAUGCACCAGUGCCCACGAGAGACGGGAGGUGGAGGGUGAUGUCACUCUUCAUUAACGUCUCCAAAGUUCCCGUACUCCUCCUCCUUCUCUACACGUUUGUCUGUUCCCUGGACGUUCUCAGCUCAGCUUUCCAGUUGGCUGGUGGCAAGGUGGCGGGAGACAUCUUCAAGGACAAUGCCAUCCUGUCCAGUCCAGUAGCAGGGCUGGUGGUUGGUAUCCUAGUGACGGUCCUGGUCCAGAGCUCCAGCACCUCAACGUCGAUUGUCGUCAGUCUGGUGUCCUCUGGAUUGCUGGACGUGAAUUCUGCUGUCCCAAUAAUUAUGGGCUCCAACAUUGGGACAUCCGUCACCAACACCAUUGUGGCUCUAAUGCAAGCGGGAGAGCGAGACGAGUUCAGACGGGCCUUUGCCGGGGCAACGGUGCAUGACUGCUUCAACUGGCUUUCGGUCCUGGUGCUGCUGCCCUUGGAGGCGGCCACUGGCCUGCUUGGCCGCCUGGCUCGGGCUGUGGUCAGGAGCUUCCGCAUCCGGGGUGGGAAAGACGCCCCAGACCUGCUGAAGGUCAUCACCGAACCGUUCACCAGGCUCAUCAUCCAGCUGGACAAGUCAAUCAUCACAGCCAUUGCUACGGGAGACGAAAUCAUGCGAAACCAGAGUCUGAUCAAAGUGUGGUGCAAGACCAGUCUGAUCACAUCCUCAGUGAACAUUUCUGUUGAUGGUCCUGAAAACUGCACCACUGCAUACGACUGCUGGCAAGAGGGUGGCAGCGUUUGGACCGCACAGAACCUGACCCAUCAAGUCAACAUCCAAAAAUGUAGCCACCUGUUCGUGGACUCCCCUAUGUCAGACCUGGCGGUGGGGCUCCUCUUGCUCGGCACCUCCCUGCUGACCCUCUGCUCCUGCCUGGUGCUGCUUGUCAAGCUGCUGAACUCCCUCCUCAAGGGUCAGGUGGCAAAGGUCAUCCAGAAGUUCAUCAACACAGACUUCUCUUACCCCUUUGGCUGGCUGGCGGGGUACUUGGCCAUUCUGGUGGGGGCUGGGAUGACCUUUGUAGUCCAGAGCAGCUCAGUUUUCACCUCUGCCAUCACUCCCCUGAUUGGUAUCGGUGUAAUCAGCAUCGAGCGGGCCUACCCCCUCACUCUGGGGUCCAACAUCGGCACGACCACCACCGCCAUCCUCGCUGCCCUGGCCAGCCCCGGGGAGAAGCUGGCUCCCGCGUUCCAGGUGGCACUGUGCCACUUCUUCUUCAACAUCCUGGGCAUCCUGCUGUGGUACCCGGUGCCGGCGACGCGACUCCCGAUCCGCAUGGCGAAGGCGCUGGGUGAGCGGACGGCCCGGUACCGCUGGUUCGCCGUGCUCUACCUGCUGGUUUGCUUCCUGCUGCUCCCGUCCGUGGUGUUCGGCCUGUCCGCGCUGGGCUGGCGGGCCACGGCGGGCGUGGGGGCGCCCUGCGGCGCCGCCCUGCUGUUCGUCCUGGCCGUGAACUGGCUGCAGUCCCGCAGGCCCCGCCUCCUCCCCCGCCGGCUGCGCACCUGGGACUUCCUGCCUCUCUGGGCGCGCUCCCUCCGGCCACUCGACGCCCUCAUUGCCAGGGCGACGCUGAAAUGCCACGCCUGCACGGAUGACCCCUGCCCUUCCCCCAGCACGCCUCAGCGCACCCCAGAAUUGACCGUGACCCAAAUCAAGCCCCACUCGCCUUGUGAUAACGCCGCUUCCUCUUACCUGGACGAGAGCCCUGCCUCCUGCUCACCAGACAAAAGCGUUCGCCUUUAAUAUGGGGUCAUCCUGUUACUUAGUGAUAUUACGACAUACAGUUUUUUUAUUUUAGCUUUUGGUCCUUAUGUGCAGUGAAUGUUUUGUGUGUUGUGUAGUGCAACUUUCCCUUAGAAUGUUCUACUUUCAGCAGAGUUUGUACUGCACUAGCGUGUGUUGCCCUGGGAACCGUAGCCCUGGUGAACAUACAACAAACAAAAACAUUUUCUAUAAAA
This is a messenger RNA of Anguilla anguilla (European eel), 2281 nucleotides long. Its product is annotated as sodium-dependent phosphate transport protein 2A-like. Lineage: Eukaryota; Metazoa; Chordata; Actinopteri; Anguilliformes; Anguillidae. The transcript has 13 exons. The record is from RefSeq and is a predicted model, not a curated record. Gene Ontology annotation, biological process: intracellular phosphate ion homeostasis; sodium-dependent phosphate transport. Gene Ontology annotation, molecular function: sodium:phosphate symporter activity. Gene Ontology annotation, cellular component: apical plasma membrane; vesicle; brush border. The coding region runs from base 78 to 2066 and encodes 662 amino acids.